AGUCCACGCGCCGAAAGUAGGUUACAGCAGCGAGCGAAAAAAGACAUUGAGCUCUAAUCCAGGAAAGAAGUGGGAAGACCAAGAGUUCGCUACAAUAUUUUAUUGCAUACAGUCCACGCUGAAUUACAGGAAGAAUACUUAUGCUACACGGAGUAAAUACGGAAACAAUCUUACUAAUAACCUAUUCGUUUGAUAUUUUGUUUGUUUCACAGACCAGCUAUUAGAAAACAUAUGAGAUUUUUUUAUUUAUUUUUAUUUAACAGCUCCUUUUUGGAGUGAAAAAGCGUAGAUCAUAUUUAUAUUCCUCCAUUUUAUUUUCAUUAGCCUACCUGCAGAUUUAUGACAAAAAAAUUAUACAGCAAGAAUAUGAGAGCACAAAUUGAAGUAAUACCCUGCAAGAUCUGUGGGGACAAGUCAUCAGGGAUCCACUAUGGCGUAAUCACCUGUGAAGGCUGCAAGGGUUUCUUCAGACGCAGCCAGCAGAACAAUGCUAUGUACUCCUGCUCCCGGCAGAGGAACUGUCUGAUUGACCGCACCAAUCGGAAUCGCUGCCAACACUGCCGGCUGCAGAAGUGCCUGGCCCUGGGCAUGAGCCGUGAUGCGGUGAAGUUUGGCCGCAUGUCCAAAAAGCAGAGAGACAGCCUGUAUGCUGAGGUCCAGAAACACCAGGCGUCCCAGGAGUUAGCUGCCGCCCGCAAGGAGGGAGCCGAGGUUGAAGGUCAUGGCCGGGCAUACAGCAGAGGCUCCAGUGCCGCCCUCAGCGACCUUGACGACAUCGCCACCCUGCCGGACGGCCUGCUGUUCGACCUGCCCCUGACACCAGAGGGCGGCGAAAGAGAGUACUGCAAUCUGGAGAUGAUGGGGGGCAGCAGCUCGUCCUCUCAGAGCUCGCCCGAACAGAACGGACUAGACUUCAGAGAUGGCAACCACCACAUCAAGCACGAGUACCAGCUGCUGCACGAGUCCAGCCUAUUCACGCACACGCUGCUCAACACUCUACCGGAGGGGUUCUCAAUACUUGAGAUCGAGCGUAUAACUGCUAGUGUGGUAAAGUCUCACAUAGAGACCAGUCAGUACGGCAGUGAGGAGCUGAAGAGACUUUUCUGGUCCCUGUACACCCCUGAGGAGACACGCAGCUUCCAGAGCAAGUCUGCGGAAGUCAUGUGGCAGCAUUGUGCCAUCCACCUCACCAAUGCCAUCCAGUACGUGGUGGAGUUUGCCAAGCGCAUCACUGGAUUCCUUGAUCUGUGUCAGAACGACCAGAUCAUUCUUCUCAAAGCAGGAUGUCUGGAUGUGCUUCUGAUUCGCAUGUGUCGCGCCUACAACCCCAUCAACAACACUGUUCUGUUUGAUGGCAAGUUUGCCAGCGCACAGACCUUCAAAGCUCUUGGUUGUGAUGACCUUGUGGCUGCCGUGUUUGACCUGGCCAAGAGCCUGAACCGUAUGCAGCUCUCUGAAGAGGAAAUGGCUCUCUUCAGUGCUGCUGUUCUCCUGUCACCAGACCGACCAUGGUUGAAAGACACCCAACAGGUGCAGAAGCUUCAAGAGAAAGUAUAUCUCUCUCUGCAGCAUUGUCUACACAGAUGUGGCUCAUCAGAGGAGAAACUGGCAAAGAUGGUGUCCAAGCUUCCCAUGAUGAAGUCCAUCUGCAAUCUCCACAUUGACAAGCUCAAGUUUUUCCGUCUCCUCCACCCGGAGACGACAUACAAUUUCCCCCCUCUGUACCGUGAGGUGUUCAGCAGUGAAAUCACCUUCCCAGACUCCACAAUGGGCUAAAAAUCUGUUCAGAUAUGAAAGUGAUUCAUAUAGAGACAGAAAGAUGUAGGGAAGGAGAGGUAGAGAGGGAGAGGAACGUGGCAACAGCGAAGCAACCAGCAGAUCAGUGAAAAUCUUGCACGCUACACUUUAGGACACACUACUCUCACCUCAGAACUCCACUCUAUGGAGUCGCUUGGACUGUAAGCCAGUCCAGGCUACAAAAUUCAACACUAGGUGCUGGGUACUAUGCGCAUGCUACUUAUUUUUGUUGUUGACUAAAACGGUUCUGAGAAUGUAAUUUCGCAUUCUCAGAUGGUUUUUCAAAAGGAGCUUGAGAUCUCCCUUAAGCUAAAGUCCUCUGUAAAACGAGGAUGACUUCUUUGAAUGUACCCCACAGACAUGCAGCACAGCCCUAGGCUUGAGACAGAAUGUACUAUAUACAGUGAGGGAAAAAAGUAUUUGAUCCCCUGCUGAUUUUGUACGUUUGCCCACCGACAAAGACAU
Messenger RNA from Coregonus clupeaformis (lake whitefish), 2262 nucleotides. Its product is annotated as nuclear receptor ROR-beta-like. Gene Ontology annotation, molecular function: zinc ion binding; RNA polymerase II cis-regulatory region sequence-specific DNA binding; nuclear receptor activity. Gene Ontology annotation, biological process: regulation of transcription by RNA polymerase II. Lineage: Eukaryota; Metazoa; Chordata; Actinopteri; Salmoniformes; Salmonidae. The coding region runs from base 340 to 1776 and encodes 478 amino acids. The transcript is spliced from 10 exons. The record is from RefSeq and is a predicted model, not a curated record. Gene Ontology annotation, cellular component: nucleus.